AUGUCGAGCAAGUUUCCCUCCCAAGAGCGCAAGAAGAAUGCUCGGUCCAUCGCCUCGGAGGACCCCUGGAAGGUCGACAUUCCCUUCGGCCCGCCGCGCAUCUCCCACUUCCCCAGCAGCAAGAUCAGCCGCAUUCGCAACACCUUACAAAAAUUCUCCCCCUCCGCCCGGGCCGAGAAGGAACUCCUCAAGCAGAAGAACCGGUACAAGAUCCCCCUGACCGAGCGCAAUGUCGACGCUUUCGUGACGGAGCAACUGGUCACCGAUGCCUGUCACCCGGGCCAACAUUCGCCAGAAUUGCAGAUCUCGGCUUGGCUGGAGCAACUGUCAUACUGA
This is a messenger RNA of Aspergillus fijiensis CBS 313.89, 336 nucleotides long. RefSeq lists its product as uncharacterized. The transcript has a single exon. Lineage: Eukaryota; Fungi; Ascomycota; Eurotiomycetes; Eurotiales; Aspergillaceae. The coding region runs from base 1 to 336 and encodes 111 amino acids. The record is from RefSeq and is a predicted model, not a curated record.